AAAAGUAUAGCAGCACAAUUAAGGAAGGCGUGAGUAGAGACUUUGGUUGAAGACGGAGAGCGACUGCGGCAAUCGUCAUUAUUCGGCGAGGCGCCACCUUCUCCGCGCGUGUGUGGCGCUCUCGCAUCCUCAGAACUUUCCGGUACCUAGACCUUUCUCACUCCGGCGAUUUUAUAGGAUUGCAGUCCCAAACUGGGUCUCUUUAAUGCAAUCCCGUAUUGUGAUGCGGCCUAUAGUCACACUGGUCUCUAUCCACUACCCUUCACUGCUAUCUCCUUGACUUACCUCAAACCGUUCUUUCUUACUACCCUGCAACUUGACAAGCACAAUGGCUGCGCCCACCAUAGCACAAUGGUACCCACUUUUCGUAACCUCAGACGUGCCUGUCGAAAAAAUCAACGACGUCCUCGUCAAAUCAAUACAGGAGCGAGAAAAACACCCUAAAUCCGAACAGGAAGAAGGCCCCUGGGACAACCGCUGGGCGCUUAUCCAUGCCCGCUCCCAGACCUCCUUCCCACGGCCUGCGACUCUCGUAGAUGCCGACUUCAAGAGUGACUUCAUUGGCGCUACAGUCGAGGACCUUGGCAGAUUCGUCAAGGAGAAUUUCGGAGAGGGUAAGAUGGGGCAAGGUAGCGCGCCUGGCACUGAUUACAUUGCCUGUGAGGUUUUCGGCGUCAUUGAUGAGCGGACGAAGGAGGAUGAUACGAUACUCUUCGCUGUCGAUGAUCUGGUCAGCCCGAUUGAUGAAGCAAAGGUCCGCGUCGAAUGGCGGCGUGAUCCGACGAAGCUUGAUGAAGCGAUUGCGCGGUAUUCCACAUUUGAGGCUACAAACGACGAUCUCGAGUUGUUGCUCGGGCAUAUUGGCGAGCCUGUGGUCAAAGGGCCUGACGGGCUGGUGGAUGAAGAGGGGAAGGAGAAAUUGAGGCACUGGGAGUGUGAGGAGGAGGCCAAGACGAAGGAUGUAUGGGUUGAGUUGCGUCUUAGGACUGAUCGCGUAUGGUGGUCUGUAGGUGGGAUUUUGUACCGCGGAGGCAUGGAUUAUAUGAUUGAUCCCGGGGAUGAGUUUGACGAGAAUGGGGUUAUGAAAUCAGUGCUUCCGUGGGAGGAGGAGCGCGCUACGGUUUGAAGGUGUACUCGUGCACUGAAGAGACCAACUCGGGGAUACGAUCUUCCAG
Trematosphaeria pertusa is the source of this 1175-nucleotide messenger RNA. RefSeq lists its product as uncharacterized. Bases 329 to 1126 code for a protein of 265 amino acids. The record is from RefSeq and is a predicted model, not a curated record. Lineage: Eukaryota; Fungi; Ascomycota; Dothideomycetes; Pleosporales; Trematosphaeriaceae. The transcript is spliced from 2 exons.